AUGUUAAACAGACAUCACAAAUUCUUUUUGAUUGCUCUCAUGGAACCAUUUCAACAUAUCAGAACAAUAAACCAUUAUAGGAGGAGGUUGGGCAUAUGCUUAGCUAAUUCCAACUGUAAUGGUAAAAUCUGGUACUUUGUGGCUGAUAAUAUAGAUGUAGAAGUUCUGAUGGAUUCCCCUCAGCAGAUUACUUUGAAGCUAUUUUUACAAGAUUUGAAUCAGUAUCUUCUUACUACUUUAGUAUAUGCUAAAUGUAGUGCUUCUGAAAGGCUAGAGUUGUGGGAGGAUAUCUAUCAUCUUUCCAAUACCUUAUCUUGUUCCUGGUUAAUAGGAAGAGACUUCAAUGUGGUUCUGAAUAAUGAAAAAAAGAUAGGGGGUAAUCCUAUUCAACCUCAGGAUAUAGAAGACUUUGCUUUUUGCAUAAACUCCUGUGAUCUUGAAAAGAUGAAGCAUGUAUUUUUUGAGAGAUUGGAUAGGAUGUUGGUGAAUUCACUGCUUCUGGACAACUUUGGAAAUAUUGAAGUGGAAUAUCUUGCAAGACCUGGAUCAGAUCAUGCUCCACUUCUGUGUACCUAUGGUGAUAAGCAUCAGAAUCAGAAAGCUCAGGCUGAGACUAAGAGAUAUUUGCAUUAUGAAGAAGAGUACUGGAGAAAUAAAUCAGGCCUGGAUUGGUUUGUAGAUGGAGACAAAAAUACUAGAUUUUUCCACAAUCUAGUAAAGGGAAGAAGGAAGAAACUGCAGAUCAAAAGAAUUCAAAAUUCAGAUGGUUCAUGGAUUGAGGAUGAUGACCAAAUGGCAGAUGAGACUGUGCACUUUUACUCUCAAUAA
Molecule: messenger RNA, 828 nt
Organism: Lycium barbarum (goji berry)
Lineage: Eukaryota; Viridiplantae; Streptophyta; Magnoliopsida; Solanales; Solanaceae
Exons: 3
Coding region: 1-828 (275 amino acids)
Source: RefSeq, a predicted model, not a curated record